AUGGCCCUAGCUGAGCUCCGUUUGAGCCAGGGUGGGCUCUCUGGAGUGUGUACCGUGACCCUAUUCGGCAACGGCCAGCAGUUAAGGAGAAUCCUUCGUAAAAAUUUUUUCAAUUUUUUGAUUGCGGGGUUAAGUCAAGGAAGGUCAUAUCGUAGGCAAUUGUUUGAUGAGAUAUUUGAUUUUAGUGAAGAUGAUAGUUUGUUCGCUGAAGAUGUGGAGGAAGAUGAAUUAGCUGCUGAUCAAGAUAUGAACGAAGGAGGCAUUAGAGCAGUAGCAAACACUAAUGCUAUUGAAGAAGGUCCUCUAACAGGGAUGUUAUUUCCUUGUAUCAGCACUAUGUUCAACUUCUAUAAAGAACAUGCUAGAUUGAAAGGUUUUAGUGUUUUCAAAAAAUCAGCAGUUAAUGUACGGAGUGGAUCUCAUAAAUAUCAAACAAUUAGUUGCGAUAAAGGAAGGAAAGCAAUUGGUGCGAAAUCAUCAAAAAGGAUAAAUUGUCCUGCAAAGAUUAAUGCAAUCCUAAGAGAAAAUGGAAUGUGGCAGAUUUCAAAAGUUAUUUCAAGUCACAAUCACGAAUUGGAACCUUCUAUGUCUAGAUUGAUGGUUGCUCACAGGUCACUGAAUAUGGAUAUGAAGAGGAGAUUGGAGGCAAACGAUAUAGCUGGCAUAAGACCUGGAAAAAGCAUUAGGUUGCUUGAAGUUCAAGCAGGUGGACCAGAAAAUUUAAGCUGUUUGUCAAAGGAUUGUCGAAACUUCAUUGAGCGAAAGAGGAGGCUACGACUUGGUGAUGGUGAUGCUGAGGCUAUACGUAAGUUGUUUGUGAGAAUGCAACGAAACGAUCCUGAGUUUUUCUAUUCAUUUGAUCUUGAUGAUGAUUCCAGGCUUUCAAAUGUUCUAUGGGUUCAUCCUCGUAGUCGAGCUGCUUACGAGGAAUUCAAUGAUGUUGUUAGUUUUGACACUACUUACCUUGUUAAUCGAUACAAGUUGCCAUUUGCCACCAUUGUUGGAGUAAAUCAUCAUGGGCCAUCUAUUUUAUUAGGAUGCGCCUUGAUCUCACAUGAAGAUGUAAACACUUUUAAGUGGUUGUUCAUGACGUGGCUUGAAGCAAUGGAAGAUGUUCAUCCUAAUUCUAUUCUUACAAAUCAAUGCGAGAGCAUGAGGAAAGCCAUUAGGGAGGUACCUGAGAAGUUUAGGGGUGUUAUUAAUUAUGAUAGUGCAUGCCUUGAGUUUAAAGCUGUAAUAUAUGAUAGCUUAACCAUCGAGAUGUUUGAGAGAAAUUGGAAUGAGUUUGUGGUGAAGCAUGGGUUGGAAAGAAAUGAAUGGCUUUCCAAACUAUAUGUUGAUAGGGAGUAUUGGGUUCCAAUUUAUCUCAAUCACACAUUUUGGGAUGGAAUGGUUUCGACUCAAAGGAGUGAGAGCAUGCAUGGCUAUUUUGAUGGGUAUGUUAACUCAAUGAGCACACUAAAGCAAUUUGUGGAGCAGUAUGAGAUUGCUAUGUGUGACAAGAAUGAAAAGGAGUUCUAUGCUGAUUUCAAAUCAAAAAACACAGUUUUAAAUUGCAUAUAUGUUUUUGAAUGGGAACAACAGUUUCAAAAGGCAUUUACUAAUUCAAUAUUCAAGCUCGUUCAAGAGGAGAUUAAAUGA
Molecule: messenger RNA, 1641 nt
Organism: Hevea brasiliensis (rubber tree)
Lineage: Eukaryota; Viridiplantae; Streptophyta; Magnoliopsida; Malpighiales; Euphorbiaceae
Product: protein FAR-RED IMPAIRED RESPONSE 1-like
Exons: 3
Coding region: 1-1641 (546 amino acids)
Biological process (GO): regulation of DNA-templated transcription
Source: RefSeq, a predicted model, not a curated record